Ectocarpus siliculosus is the source of this 3850-nucleotide messenger RNA. The record is from the annotation of a GenBank genome assembly. Lineage: Eukaryota; Phaeophyceae; Ectocarpales; Ectocarpaceae.
AUGGCGCUGCUUGAUUCGGUCGGACUGGGAUCGUCUGGGUACUCUGGACAGGAGGCUUGGGACGUGCGCAGCAGGGACGCCGUUGCACGCACUCUCCUGACGGUUUGCAGGAGGGGCUACAACGCGCAGGAUGUCAAGAAGGUUAUCGAGGGAAUCGGCAACAACGGCGGCGGCGAAGGUCGCGAAGAUACCACAGCUUCUCCCCUUGUUCCUUGCGGAGACGUGGGUGGAGGAGCGGAGUCGGGGCCGGCUGUGCCCCACUCCCUGGGCAGAGACAUGAAUGACAACGGCAGCGGCGGCGGCAGCGGCGUCAGUGGCGGCCGCGGCGGCGACGGACACGCUGGCCCUGCCACGGCCAGCGGAGGGCGGGGUCUAGAUCAUGAGUGCCGCGCGGCGCACGCUAACGGUCACGUCGACGCCGACGACGGCGGCGGCGGCGGCGGCUGCCUUGCCUCGUCUUCGAGACAGCACAGCGGUGGUGACCGCGGUGGCGGUGGCGGUGGCGGGGAGGGUGGCGACAGGGAGAUGGAGACAGCGAAACCAAUUUCGGCAAGCGGGGCGACGGUUCCUCGUGCGCAGACGAUAGAGGGUACACUGGAAUCGAUCGCGUCGGGAAAAAACACAGGGGCGGCCCUGGUCGCGAUGGGAAAGUGGGCCGCCCACCGCCGCCUCCUCCUGCGGCCGCCCGGGGGGGAUGAGGAAGGUUUGUUGGGGGAGGCGAGGGCCGGGCUGGACGAUCUGCUGCGCUGGGCGAUGCCCAACCUGGAUGGCGGUGCCCCCGACGGUGACAACCCAGGCGCCCAAGCGGUGGGCUGGCACUGCUGGGAGUUGGUAACCUCUGUCCGGCGUUUGUGUUCGCACGGCGACGGCGUUCCCCUGACCCCGGAUGCCGCGCGCCUGCUGUCCCAGAAGCUGGUGGACGAGCUGCGGGCUCACCGGAAGGAAGCCCUUCGGGUGGAGCAGCGAGCCGCCGCCGCCGCUGGCAUAUCCGCCAUGGCAGCGGCGGCCUCGGCUAAAUGCAACGGCAUCGGCGGCGGCGGUGGCGUACCGGGAAAGCGGGGUAUCCCGAUGCAGGAGCUCUUCCGGCAGAGGGAGUUGAGACUCGAGGCGGCGUCGGCGUUGGGUCAGGUCUGCAUCGUCACUUCCUCCAUGGCGACCCCUCCGUCUUCAUCAUGCCCCCACCCACCGCAAGCCGCGGACAACAAUGACAACAACGGUAGCUCUUCUUCGAUGUCGCACCAACAGCGGCAGCAGCACCCGCCGCCGCCGCCGCCGCCGCCUGGAUCCCCGCCGUCGGAAGAUCCGGAUCUUUCGAGGGCCUUGCUGCGGGCGGCGCACCCUCUUUCCCUCGCUCUGGUUGCAGCGGACGAAGGAGGGGAAGGUGAAGAGGAGGAGGAUUGUGGCGGUGGUGGUGGUGGUGGAGGGGGAGGAGGAGGAGGAGGAGGAGGAGGAGGAGGAGGGGGAGGAGGCGGUGAUUGUUGUGCGGUUGAGUCGAAGCCGUCGUCGGAAUGUGUUAGUGGUGGUGGUCGUUGUGGUGUUGUUGUUGUUAGUGAUGUUGUUGUUGGUGCUGGUGAUGUUGAUAUUGAUGUUCGUGGUGGUGGUGGUGGUGGCGGUGGCGGUGCGGCGGGGGAGGGGUUGGUGGUGCAGCUCUCUCGGGGGAAGGACGAGGUGGAAGCGUGCCGCGCUCGUCUGCGGAGCCUCGAGGAGGACGCGGAGAGGGAGCUCGAGCCCCUUGACGCCGCCGUUGCGGAGAGCGGCGCGAGGCUGGACGUGCUCGCGGAGCAGCGCAGGAAGAUUCAGGAGCAGCUGAGAACGGCGGAGGAAAUGAUCGAAGCUGAGCAGCAGGUACGCGGGCGGGCGCUUGCCGAAGCGGGGGCGACGCGUGCAAAGUUUGAAGAGCGGAGGGGGAUGGAGGCCGAGAGGCUCAGGAAGUGGGAGGACGCAGUCAGCUAUGUCAGGGAGUGCCAGAACAUCCCGUCUAUCUUCUCCAAUCUCCGGAGAUACUUGGAAACCCAGCUGGCGUCGGCCUUGAGCGGCGUGUUUCCGGGGGGGGGCGGGGGGGCGCAGUCUGCGAGCGCUCUGGGGGCUUACACGGAUUCGUUGCAGGCGUACCUUGAGACGGAGGCGGAGUGCGUCCGGCGACUGCGCGAGCGUGCGAGGGCGGAGGAGGCCGAGGUGGCGGCCGUAGAGAACGAGCUGGUCGAGUACGAGGGGCUCGACAUGCCCACCCUGACGACGGGGCUCCGCGCCAAGAUGCAGCAGCUGCGCAGCGAAGUAGCCGAGGACCGGGAGGCCGAGCAUGCCAUCAUGUCCCAGGCGGGGGAACUCGAGGGCCACCAAGGGCCCAACCGACGGCAGGGCAACAGUCACGGCAACGGCGGCAGGCAGGAUCGUGGCAAGCGCAACCCGGCGGCCGCCCGGGCGCGGAGCGCCGCCGGCGGCGGGGACUGCAGCAGGAGCAACAGCGGCAGCGCGUCCCACGCGCCGUCGCCUAGAAGCGGGAGCGGCGGCAGCAGGAACUCGACGCCGCCGCCAUCAAAGCUUGGAAGAGGAGGAGGUGGUGGUGGAGGAGGAGGAGGAGCAGCCCCCCCUCCCUUCUCGACCGCUGCCUCGGUUGCGGCCGUCGCGGCUUCCAAGGGUAUCGCAGGCGGGUCGAGGGCGAGUCGGCAGAAGGCUGCUUCGCCGGCGGUGCAGGCGCAGGGUGGGGCUAAGCGGCCGGGAAGAGGCGACGGCGACGGUGGCAGCAGCGUUCCCGCUGAGAAACGCUCCGGCGCGCCGCCUGGCAGUGGUGGUGCCCGCUCCGUAGCUCCUGCCGGAGAGGGAGGAGGAGGAGGAGAUGGAGAAGGAGAAGGAGGAGGGAGAGGCGGUUCGGGUAGGCAGAGCGGCGAAGACGCGGCGGAUAGGGCGCGGAAGGAGAAUGGUGGUGGUGGUGGUGGUGCGAAGGGUGGCCGACGGGGGGGUCAGAAAAAGGGGGGCGCGUCGGCCAGGGGCAGCAGGGGUGGAGACGCGGGGAAGCCGUCGAAGCCGCCGGAGGAAACCACGAGCCCGGCCGCUGCCUCCCACUGAUGCGCGCGUGCGAGGGAGAGAGAGACGACGAGGAAUAUAGUCUACAGAGACCAACGUGUACUGGUUCACCCAUCGAAAAGAAGCAUGUUCUGCCGGGGGGGGGGGCUUAGUCGGAAACCAAGGCAAGAAGAACGCAUCGCUACUGUUUUACGACGACGCUGGUGGAGGCAGCCACUGAAGCGAGGGGUUGGUGUGUGUCUGUGAACACAGGUGGGCCAGGGAAGGGCGGGUGGGGGAUCAAUCAACAAGCAGCGUCUGGUUGAGUGGUUGCUGUGUGGCGCGAGACGGAAAGAGUCAGAGCGGGAGGAGAAAACGUUACGUUUUAUCUCUCUUUUUUUUUGUGUGUGUGUGUUGAUUGACUGCCUCGUUGUAGACAGGGCGCAGGAGAAAAUUGAAGUGGCGGGUUGUUUCUAGAGAAAAGAAGGGCGUUGGCUGAUGAUAGCGGAGAGCCGGUUUGGGAUCGGCAACGCGUUUUUUGGAAGACGUGCUCGGUUGAUGAGGCAGGGAGGAGAAAAGGUUUGUUGUCGUUGUUGCAUGAAAAUCAUUUGCCGUUUUGCUCGUGAGGCAGGAAAAGAACAAAGUUGUGUUGUGGUUGUUGCGUUUGGUACAGUUUAGCCGUUGGAAGGUUCUUAUUAUCUCCGAUGGCAUUCAUUAAUGUUCGGGUGCUGCAUUCGCAGCAAUCAGUGCAGCAGGUGUGGUUGGUUCACCGCGCAAGUACUUGCUAUUAUUGUCUUUCUGUUGUGCUGUACAUACUUCUCCGACCGAGUUGUGCAAAUGCGGGGGG